Molecule: messenger RNA, 1425 nt
Organism: Oldenlandia corymbosa var. corymbosa
Lineage: Eukaryota; Viridiplantae; Streptophyta; Magnoliopsida; Gentianales; Rubiaceae
Source: the annotation of a GenBank genome assembly
AUGCCGAGGACCAAGUCAAAUGCUGAUGCAGAUACCCGAGCAGGAGAACCUGAGGUUGUUGGGUCUAAUGAUAACGUGAAUGGGAAUAUAGAAAAUGACAAUGAGGAGUCAGUUGAGGAGGAAGUUGAAUAUGAGGAAGUAGAAGUGGAAGUGGAGGAGGAUGAAGAAGAGGAUGAUGAAGAAGAGGAAGUGGAGGUAGAAGAGGAGGUGUCUGAAGAUGAGGAUGAAGAACAUGUUGGCAAUGGUGAUGAGCAUAUGGCUGAUGCUGACAUGAAUGACGUGAAGAAAAAGCAUGCUGAACUUCUUGCACUUCCACCUCAUGGUUCAGAGGUUUACUUGGGUGGCUUUGGUCAAGAUAUUUCUGAAGAUGAGCUCAGAAGCUUUUGUGAAUCUGCAGGGGAAGUCACACAGAUCCGGAUAAUGAAAGGAAGGACCUCAACUGAGAACAAAGGAUAUGCAUUUAUCACUUUCAGGACAAAAGAGAUGGCAUCUAAGGCCAUGGAGACACUUAAUAAUAGUGAACUAAAGGGAAGAAAGCUGAGGUGCUCUUCAUCGCAAGAGAAGAAUAAACUGUUUAUUGGUAAUGUUCCAAAAAACUGGGAGGAGGAAGACAUGAGAAAGGCCAUCACCAAGUUAGGGCCUGGUCUCACUGCUAUAGAGCUCUUAAAGGAUCCUCACAACUCUAGUAGAAACCGUGGAUUUGCAUUUAUCGAGUAUUACAAUCAUGCAUGUGCUGAAUAUUCAAGAGAAAAGAUGUCAGACUCCAAUUUCAAACUUGAUGGCCUUACCCCAACAGUGAGUUGGGCCGACCCAAAAAAUGUGGAAUCUUCAAAUGCCUCUCAGGUUAAGGCUGUAUAUGUGAAGAAUUUACCAAAGAACAUUACUCAGGAUCAGCUAAGGAGCCUUUUUGAGCAUCACGGGAAAAUUACAAAGGUGGUUGUGCCCCCAGCAAAACCAGGCCAUGAGAACAGUAGAUAUGGAUUUGUUCAUUUUGCUGACAAGUCUAGUGCACUUAAGGUUCUGAAGAACACUGAGAAAUACGAGAUAGACGGACAAGUUUUGGAGUGCUCCCUUGCGAAGCCACAGGCUGACCAGAAGUCUUCUGGGCAACCAAGCACGCAGAAGGCAGCACUACUUCCAAGCUAUCCACCUCCUAUGGGAUAUGGCAUGGUCGGUGCCGGCUAUGGUACUUUUGGUUCAGGAUUUGCACAACCGCUGGCGCCUUCUGGCUUAGCAAUGUUGCCAAUGCUUUUGCCUGAUGGAAGGAUUGGAUAUGUACUGCAACAGCCUACAGCACAGUCACACACUGUUCAGCCUCAGCCAAUGCAAAGAGGUGGUGGGAGCGGCGGGGGCACAAGAGGUUCAGGUGGAGGAAGACGGGGAAAUGAUAGAGGUCGUGGACGAAGCAGAUACAACCCCUACUAA